Molecule: messenger RNA, 7175 nt
Organism: Amphibalanus amphitrite
Lineage: Eukaryota; Metazoa; Arthropoda; Thecostraca; Balanomorpha; Balanidae
Gene: sti
Product: citron Rho-interacting kinase-like
Exons: 36
Coding region: 189-6470 (2093 amino acids)
Biological process (GO): peptidyl-threonine phosphorylation; actomyosin structure organization
Cellular component (GO): cytoplasm; cytoskeleton
Molecular function (GO): protein serine/threonine kinase activity; ATP binding
Source: RefSeq, a predicted model, not a curated record
GUAUGCUGUUUAGAUGUUUUUGUAUGUGCGCGCGCGGCACGGAUUUGAUAAUUUUGGGGAUGAUUGCUCGUUUCUUUUCUAAUUUUGUAAAAAUCUAGGCCUCUGACCUCAAACGUCUUAGAAGAGUUACAAUCCACAUGAAAUAACUCAAAAGGGACGUCUACCUCAUCAUCAGGUCAAGCCCAGCGAUGGCCGACGAGUCACUGGUGGCGCGCGCCGCUCGGCUGGAGCAGCUGGUGAGCCAGCGGCGGCCGGUGGCGGCCGCGCGCUGCACCGCCGCCAAGACGGCCGGCAGCGCGGCCUCGCUGCGCGCGCUGCAGCAGCUGGCCGGCCGAGACGCGCUGCUCGACACACUGCUGGCGCUCUACGACGAGUGCAACAAGGACGGGCUCAAACAGAACCCGCUGGUCGCCAACUUUGUCACCAAAUUCCGCGGCGUGGUCUCUGAGCUGCGCCGGCUGCGUGUCGGGCCGGCCGAUUUCGAGGUACACAAGACGAUCGGACGCGGCCACUUUGGUCAGGUGCACGUGGUGCGCGAGCGCCGCACCGGGGACGUGUUCGCCAUGAAGACGCUGAGGAAACAGGACACGCUGGCGCAGAGCGGGGUGAUGUUUUACGAGGAGGAGCGGGACAUUAUGACGGAGGCCACGUCCCCCUGGAUCACCGCGCUCCACUACGCAUUCCAGGACGCGCAGCAGCUGUACCUGGUGAUGGACUUCCACCCGGGCGGCGAUCUGAUGAUGCUGCUGGACCGCUUCGACGGCGUUCUGGACGAGAAGACGUCCCGCUUCUACCUGGCCGAGAUCGCGCUGGCGCUACACGACCUGCACAACAUGGGCUACGUGCACAGGGACGUGAAGCCAGAGAACAUUCUGCUGGACCGGUGCGGCCACGCCAAGCUGGCCGACUUCGGCUCAGCGGCGCGGCUGGGCGCCAACGGCAAGGUGACGGCCGGGAUGCCAGUGGGCACGCCCGACUACCUGGCGCCCGAGGUGCUGCGGGCCAUCAACAGCGGCACGGGCGCCGCACGCCACGGCGCCGCGGCUGCUGCCUACGGGACCGACUGCGACUACUGGUCGCUGGGAGUCGUGGCGUUCGAGAUGAUGACCGGUAACACGCCGUUCAGCGAUGAAAAACUCGGCUCAACCUACAACAACAUCCUGGAACACAAGAAGCACCUGAGGCGUCCCAGCGAGCCGGCCGUGUCGGAGGCCGCCUGGAGCCUGGUCUCGGGCCUGCUGGCCGACAACAACCGGCGACUGGGCCACGCCGAGGUGGUGCAGCACGCCUUCUUCACCGCCAUCGACUGGAACAACAUCGCCAACACGGUGCCGCCGUUCAUCCCGACUGUGAACGGCGUGGACGACACGUCCAACUUUGACGAGGUGACGCCUGAGCCGCCGUCACCCAGUCUGGACUCGCUGCUCUCGCAGCAGCAGUUCUCGGGCCGCGAGCUGCCCUUCAUCGGGUUCACCUUCACCAAGCCGCCGGCCGAGCCGCGCCUCAGCAAGGACAGGCAGCGGAGCAGCUCGCUGCUGCCGGCCGCCGGUCCGGACGCGGCCGCCGCCUCGGAGCUGGAGCGCAAGGUGUCUGCCCAGCGCCGGCAGCUACACACCCUCCGCGAGCGACUCGAGCAGUUUGAGCGCGGCGACGUCGGCAAUCAGGUCAAACAGCUGAGUGCCAAGCUGGAUGAGAAGAACGAGCGACUGCAGAGGACGGAAGAGGAGCGCACGCGACUCGAGACGGCGCUGGCCAAGGCCGAGGACAAGUCGGCGGGCUACGUGCGUCUGCUGGAGAUGGAGAAGAAGGACCGCAUGUCGACGGAGAAGCGGGCGCUGGAGCUGCUGCAGGACAUCAAGCGCAAGUGGAAGCGGGACGAGGAGGAGCGGCUCAAGGUGGUCCACGACGAGGUCAAGCGCUACCAGACCGAGAGUAAGUCGCUGGAGGAGAAGUACCACUUCGCCCUGGAGAACCUGCAGCGCUGUCAGAGUCAGCUGACGGCAGCCGAGGAGGCGCGGCGAGCGGCCGAGGAGGCCAGCCGGCACAACAAACACAAGGUCAAGGAGGUGCUGGAUAGCAGCCGGCAGGACUCAGCCGGCCUGCAGCAGCGGCUGGACCAGCUGACGGCCACCUCCCAGCAGCAGCAGCGCGAGCUGGAGCAGCAGCGGGCCGCGCAGCAGCGGCUGCAGCAGCAGCUCAGCGACGCCGAGGACGAGCGACGCCGGCUCCAGCGGCAGCUGGAGCGCGCCCGCGACGAGGCGGCGCCGGUGGCCGAGCUGCGCGCCGACCGUGACCGCCUGCGGGCCGAGACGGAGCGGCUGGCGCGCGGCUGCCGGGAGGCGGAGGCGCGCGCCGAGAGGUGCCAGCAGGGCGGCUCGCAGACGGCCGCCCAGCUGGAGCGACAGCUGGCCGAACUGCGCCGGCAGCUCGCCGAACAGGCCGAGCAGCUGAAGACGGCGCGGCGGCUGCAGGGCGAGUCGGAGGCGGCGCUGGCCUCCCGCGAGUCUGAGCUGAGCUCCGAGCGCGCCAGCCACCAGGCCGAGACGGCCGAGCUCCAAACCCGGCUGCGGGAGGGUAACGAGGAGAGGGAGCGCCUGCUUGAAGAGCUGAUGGCUACGCAGGACAAGGAGGUUGAUCACCAGCAGCGCAUCUGCGAGCUGGAGACCACCCUACUGGGCCUGGAGCAGUCGCUCACCAAGCUGGAGCACCGCAACGAGAGCCUGCAGCACCAGCUGACUAGCACCAGCGCGGCGGCCGCCGCCGAGGAGCAGCUCGACAGCGAGGAGCUGGCCCGGCUGCGGCAGCAGCAGGCGGUGCUGCAGACUCAGCUGGAGCGUGCCGAGAGUCAGUUGGAGACGGUUCGCGAGCGGGCCGCCGUGGACCGACACAAGGUGGCGGAACUUCAGGACCAGAUCAGACUGAAAGACAAGCAGCUCAACGACUGGAAGAUCGACGUCCGUAUCGCCAACCGCGAGGCGCGCACGGCCGAGACGGCGCUGACGGCGCUGCGCGAGUCGGAGUCGGGCUGGGCGGCGGAGCGGGCGGAGCUGACGCAGCGCGCCGCACAGCUGGAGGUGCAGCUGGCAGAGCGGCAGGCCGAGCUGGAGAGAGCGCGCCGCGAGCUGGAGAGGGCCGGGGGCGAGUCCGACGAGCUUAAGGCCGCCCAUGAGACGGAGAUCUCGCGCUGGGUGGAGCAGGUUCGCUCCCUGGAGCGCGAGCUGGCGGACGGCGCCGCCGUGGCCGCCGAGCGCCAGCAGGCCGAGCGCAGCGCCCAGCAGCUCCAGGAGCGGCUGGAGCAGGAGCGGGCCGCCGUGCGCCGCGAGCAGGAGCGCUCGGCGCGCCUGGAGUCGCAGGCCGACGAGCUGCGCGGCGAGCUGGCCGAGGCCCGCAAACAGACGGCGGCGCACGAGGCGACUAUCGCGUCUCUGAAGGAGCUCUGCUCCACGCUGGAUAACCAGCUGACCGACAUGGAGGAGCUGCUCAACAAACAGGAGACGGACUCGCAGAAACACGAACAAAACAAGGCCAGUCUCUCGGAGGAGAUAGUGCGACUGCAGGCCGAGGUGCGCGCCGCCAAGGCGUCCGCCAACGAGGAGAAGUCGCUGAAAAUGUUCCAGGAGCGGCGCGCGCAGGACCUGGAGCGGCGCCUUCAGGCGCAGGAGACGGAGGUCGAGACGGAGCGCGACAUCCUGCGCAAGGACCUCGAGGAGUACCGCGAACUCUCGCGCGGCCUGACCGACCAGCUGUCUCAGCACGAUCAGCAGCUGUCGGAGGCGCAGACCCAGCUGCGACAGCUGGAGCGACGCGAAGAGCAGACGCUCAACGAGCUCUCCCGGCUCAAGGAGGAGAUGUCCGGCCUGCUCACCCAGAUCCACUCGCUCAAGGACUCCAACUUCCAGCUGACAGAGGCACUCGAGAAGGCCGUCGACCGCGCCGAGGCCUUCAAGGAGCGGAUCGCCGAGCUGGAGCGGGUGAUCUCUGAGCUGCAGCUCAGCCACGAGGAGGCCGAGAAACGCUACGAGGGCACCGUCAGCCAGCAGACCAAGCUCAUCGACUUCCUGCAGGCCAAGUCUGAGGCGCCCGCCAAGAAAAAGACGCUGGCGGACCGUCUGUUUGGGGAGAAGCCGCAGAAGGAGAACUGCACCCCGGUGCCGCUCAAGUACCGCGACCUGGAGGGACUGCUGGAGCGAGAGCGCAUGCGCAACAAACAGCUGAACGACCAGCUGAACCGGGCGCGCGCCGAGAUCGUCUCACUCACCAACAAAGGAGUGCCGAGCUGUCCGGACACUCCCUGCCUGGGCGGCACUCCGCAGUCGCGGCGGGCACUCCGCCUGCUGGCGCAGUCACCCAGCGUGCAGAGCACCCCUGCGCCGGCGUCGCGCGCGCCGGCCGCCGGCAGUCGCUCGGGCUCGGCGCUGCCGGCCGCCACGCCCACCCCGCAGCGGAUGCACCACAACAUCCCGCACCGGUUCGACACGGGCCUGAUGACGCGCGCCGCCAAGUGCGCCGCCUGCCUGGGACCGGUGCGGUUCGGACGGACGGCGGCCCGCUGUGCCGAGUGCCACGUCACCGCGCACCCCAAGUGCGCCGCCGAACUGCCGCGCACGUGUGGCCUGCCGGCCGCCCUGGCGCGUCACUUCUCCGACUCGUGGCAGCAGUCGGACGCGUCGCCGACCAUGCGCCGCGCCGCCGCCGCCGCCCCCGCCUCAGCCGCCACCGGUCCGCCCAAACCGCCCAGACAGCAGCCGGAGACGCCCAUCGCCGGAAAGGGCUGGAUCAGGGUGCCGCGGGCCGGUAAGACGGGCUGGGAGCGCCGCUUCCUCUCGGUCGAGGACGGCCGGCUGACGCUGUACGCCGAGGAGCCGUCGCCGGGCGGGCCGGCGCCCCCGCCACUGCAGACCGUCGACCUGCGCUCGGGACACGUACACGUGGACGCGGACGUGGCGUACUCGGAGGUGCCGCAGCUGGCACGCCGGGACCUGCCCUACGUCUUCAAGGUGGGUAUCGUGCAGGAGACGACCUGCUGGCCGGCCAAGUCGUACCAGUUCCUCUGCUCGAGUCUGCCCGAGAAGCAGCAGUGGGUGACGCUACUCGAGUCGGUGGUGCCGGCGGCGGCGGCGACCGACGAGAGCCGCGGCGGCGCGCGCGCUCAGCUGCUCUACUCGGCCGAGGGGCGCGACAACAUCGACAUCAACUGCGCCUACAUGGUCACCGAACAGCUGAUGCUGCUGGGCACAGAGGACGGCCUGUACUCGCUGGCGCUAUCUGACAAGACGCGUCCCGAGCGCAGGAUUAAGGUGGAUGCCUUCCCGCCAGUACUGAUGAUGAAGCAGGUGCCCGAGCUGGACCAGCUCGCGUUCAUCUGCGGUAAGGAGCACGAGCUGCGCGUGGCGCCUCUGAACGCGGUGCGCGCCUGUGCUGAGGCCGUCUCGGCGACCACGGCCCGGCUGGAGACGUGCCGACUGGAGGGUCUGGAGAGCUGUCACCUGCUCUCCACCGGCGCCACGGCCGACAAACAGGUCUACGUGUGCGCCGCCUCCUCCAAUAGAGUCUGCCUGUUCCGCUGGAGCUACGAGAUGUCGUCGUACCAGCUGGUGAAGCAGUUCAGCACGCAGGAGCCGGCCACGUGUCUCCAGUUCACGGCCACCUCCAUCAUUAUCGGCACUGACCGGUUCUUCGAGGUCGACCUCAGCAACUUCGCCAUCGAAGAGUUCCUGGACUCGUCGGACGCCAGCCUGGCGUACAUCGUGUACGGUACCAGUCAGAUGCGCUCGUUCCCGGUGGCCAUUCUGUCCGUCUCCGAGAAGGAGUUCCUGCUCUGCUACCACGAGCUGGGCGUGUUCGUCGACCAGUUCGGCGCCCGGUCCCGGCAGCAGGACAUCAAGUGGACCCGCCUGCCGCUCGCAUUCGCGUGGCAGGCGCCGUUCCUGUACAUAUUCCACUUCAACGCCGUGGAGGUGGUGGAGGUGGCGCGCGGCUCGUUCCGCGCCGCCGACGCCGUGCCUCCGGCUGUCAGUCAGCUGCAGCUGAACGGCGCACGGUUCCUGGCGGCCACAGAGGCCGGCGUGGUGGUGGCGGCCGCGCCGCAGCCCGGCGCCGCCCAGCUGCACCGGCUCACCGUGGCCAGCGAGGCCGUGGAGGACACGACUAGUGUGUCCAGCUGGGCAGAUACCGACAGUGCCGCUGUGACGGAGUCGGUGACGGAACCGGACGGCGGUGACGGCGGCUCGCUCGAGUUCAGCUUCACGCCGUCAGUGAUGGAGUCGCUGGACGACGGCGGCGGACAGAGCACGGCCGGUACCGGCGACACGCUCUCGAUCGGCUCCGACCUGAGCAGCAUGUCGUCCGGCAGCCAGCAGCCCGCCCCCAGACAGGUCCGGUUCAAUGAGACGGUGCGCGUCCGCCAGCACCUGAGGCCGUCGGCCGACCCGCCGGUGCCCGACAGCGAGCCCAAGAGGCGCCGGCGCUGACUGGCCUGUGGCAGAGACGCCAGCCGGCUGACUGGGAGCCCAAGGGCGCCGGCGCUGACCGGGAGCCCAGGAAGCGCCGGCGCGCUGACCGGGAGCCCAAGAGGCGCCGGCGCUGACUGGUCUGUGACAGAGACGCCGUCGCGCUGACUGGGAGCCCAAGAGGCGCCGGCGCUGACCACAGCGGGCCCAGGAGGCGCCAGUGCUGACCGGCCUCUGACAGCGAGCUCUAGAGGCGCCGGAACUGACCACGGGCGCCUCAGCGGAAUCUUCCCUCGCCUAGAGGCGGCCUGCCAACCGAGGGACCAUCGCCCCAUACGGCGUCCUGCCAACCUCGGGACCAGCGGCCUGUUUAGAGCCGCAGAUAGUGUAGCGUGUGUGCUCGUAUGUACUUACCAAUGGACAGGCUGUCCGCUCCGAUAGUGUUGUGUGUGUGUGUGAGAGUGGUUUGAUCACCGUUGCUUAUUGUCGUACCCGGCAGACCGCGCGCGUUUGUGUUUAGUGCGAGCCGCGAUCGUACUCAAAUGACUAGCGUGUUCCGACGACUCGAUCUCUUCCGCCCCCUGUCCGACCGACGCCUUCGCUGUUCUCUCUCGAACUUCCCGCCUGUUCUCUCGUUCUGCUUAUAUGACAGUGUAGACCCGAACAAUUCCGAGCGACUGUGCGCUCGCAACGCGUGGUAAGAUGAAAAUAUACUUACUCAGUUUU